This is a messenger RNA of Staurois parvus, 396 nucleotides long. The record is from the annotation of a GenBank genome assembly. NCBI's taxonomy places the organism in Eukaryota, Metazoa, Chordata, Amphibia, Anura, Ranidae.
AGGUGGAGCGACAGGUCUCGGGCCCCCAGGCGGGGGGAGCGACAGGUCUCGGGCCCUCAGGCGGAGCGGCGGGCGCCGGACCCCCAGGUGGAGCGACAGGUCUCGGGCCCUCAGGCGGAGCGGCGGGCGCCGGACCCCCAGGUGGAGCGACAGGUCUCGGGCCCUCAGGGGCCCUCAGGCGGAGCGGCGGGCGCCGGACCCCCAGGCGGAGCGGCGGGCGCCGGACCCCCAGGCGGUGCGACAGGCGGGGGCGGCGGGCGCCGGACCCCCAGGUGGAGCGGCGGGCGCUGGACCCCCAGGCGGAGCGACAGGUCUCGGGCCCCCAGGCGGAGCAGCGGGCACCGAGUCACCAGGCACGACAGUGGGCUCCGAGUCAACUGGCAUGACCGCUGGCAC